This is a messenger RNA of Anopheles funestus (African malaria mosquito), 1177 nucleotides long. It is a transcript of the gene CycC, whose product is annotated as cyclin-C. Gene Ontology annotation, biological process: positive regulation of transcription by RNA polymerase II. Gene Ontology annotation, cellular component: nucleus; mediator complex. NCBI's taxonomy places the organism in Eukaryota, Metazoa, Arthropoda, Insecta, Diptera, Culicidae. Bases 128 to 928 code for a protein of 266 amino acids. The record is from RefSeq and is a predicted model, not a curated record. The transcript has 2 exons. Gene Ontology annotation, molecular function: cyclin-dependent protein serine/threonine kinase regulator activity.
GCCAUUUUUGUUGGAAAAGGGCGAUUUUCCCGACUCUCGAAUGAAUUUUCAAUAACUUUCCACACAUCACCAUCCAGUUACAAGUGUUAAGUUUCCCGUAUAGCUGGUAAGAAGUUCGCCCUUUAAGAUGGCAGGAAACUUCUGGCAAAGCUCGCAUCACCAGCAGUGGAUACUGGACAAGCAGGAUCUGAUACGGGAGCGUCAGCAUGAUCUGAAAACGCUCUCCGAGGAGGAGUAUCAGAAGAUCUUUAUGUUCUUUGCCAACAUCAUACAGGUGCUGGGUGAGCAGCUGAAACUGCGCCAGCAGGUCAUCGCGACGGCGACAGUGUACUUUAAGCGCUUCUACGCCCGCAACUCGCUGAAGUGCAUCGAUCCGCUGCUGCUAGCACCAACCUGCAUACUGCUGUCCUCGAAAGUGGAAGAGUUUGGAGUGAUUUCCAAUUCACGGCUCAUCACCACGUGCCAGACGGUGAUCAAAAAUAAGUUCGGCUAUGCCUACCAGCAGGAAUUCCCCUAUCGCACCAACCACAUACUGGAGUGUGAAUUUUACCUGCUCGAAAAUCUCGACUGUUGUUUGAUUGUGUACCAACCGUACCGCCCGCUGCUACAGCUCAUGCAGGACAUCGGCCAGGAGGAACAAUUGCUUACCCUUACAUGGCGGCUAAUCAAUGAUUCCCUUAGGACGGAUGUGAGCCUUCUGUAUCCACCGUAUCAGAUCGCUAUCGGUUGUCUGCAGAUAGCGUGUGUAAUUUUGCAGAAGGAGCUGAAGUCCUGGUUUGCCGAGCUGAACGUCGAUAUGGACAAAGUGCAAGAGAUUGCACGUGCUAUAGUGAACCUGUUCGAGCUUUGGAAAGGCUAUGAUGAGAAAAAAGAAAUUCAGGCACUGUUGGAAAAGAUGCCGAAACCGAAACCACACCCUCAACGGUGAUUUGCCGACCAGUGCUCAACGAUCUGGCAAGGGCUGGCAUUCAUCCGCAUGCCAUGUUACUUGCGGAUGCUGGUUUAAUCGUUCCCAUUCUAUAUGCAUCUCGGUCCCCUCGAUAGCCAACAACAGAACUGAUUCCGUACAUGUAACCGGUAGCUUGUAAUGAACCUUGUGAUUCCGAGACUACGAGGGCGCCACCACAGCGCAUGUAUCACCAUAUACUCUUGAAUGAAUAAUAAUUUAUUCCCCUUA